Molecule: messenger RNA, 1655 nt
Organism: Volvox carteri f. nagariensis
Lineage: Eukaryota; Viridiplantae; Chlorophyta; Chlorophyceae; Chlamydomonadales; Volvocaceae
Exons: 4
Coding region: 90-815 (241 amino acids)
Source: RefSeq, a predicted model, not a curated record
CAAAGAAGGAAUCCUCUGCAUAUCUAAAUCAACGGAUACUCCCAAUAUAUAUUUUUCUCGAAGAUUUCUUUCGACAACACCCGGUAAAGAUGAUGGCUGUCAAGUCUCUUCCCCUGCGCGUUGGCCGCCUGAGCAACGUGCGAGUCCAAGCUGCACAAGUGAAGGUAGCUCCAAAGUUGACGACGACCACCAAGAAAAGCGACGAGCAACGAUUUCAGCAGGCCACCGGCCUGCCAGCACCAACCGUGAACGGCAAGCAAUUUCCCAUCAAGCUUGGCUUUACAAAGACCAACGAGCUGUUCGUUGGGCGAUUGGCAAUGCUGGGCUUUGCGUCGUCGCUUAUCGGCGAGAUUCUCACCGGCAAAGGUCCUCUGGCGCAAUUCGGUUACGAGACAGGCCUUAACGGCAUAGAGGUGGACGGCUUGAUCAUCGGCCUCGUCGCCUUCAACCUUAUUGCCGCCGUCCUGCCUACCAGCCAGACUUUCGUGCCUGAGGAACAACAGUCCAUCCAAGACCGACCCGCGGGUCCGCUCCAGGACCCCCGCAUCUCCCUUCUGGACCCCAAGCGCUUCUUCGGUGUCAAGGGCUUCGGCUUUACCAAGGAGAAUGAGCUGUUCGUGGGCCGAAUGGCGCAGCUAGGUUUCGCCUUCUCCAUCAUCGGGGAGGUCACCACUGGCAAGGGCGCUCUGGCACAAUUCGAUAUUGAGACGGGCUUGUCACUACGCGACACCGAGUUCGGGCUGGUCGUCUUCAUUCUAUUCCUGUUGUUCGCUGCUGUGAACGAGGGAACUGGCAAGUUCGUUGAUGAGGAGUGAUCAUCUAGCAAGUGGCCAAUCUAGGCACUUGAUCGACGGCUUGUUAACAAACAGCAUUUCUGUGAGACAAGUUCGCUUUGCCUGAAGAUGUUUUAAUUAAACGUAUAAUCAUGUUAAUGUCAUGCUGUUUGGAAUGUAUCCCUUACAUAUAAUACUUUGCUGGUAUCAGCUGGUGAAGUCGCGAAUUGCGGAUUUCACGGAAUGUGUUUUCAUGAUGAUGCUUUGGGACUUGGUAUUUGGUCAUUGUGUUCAGCGAAGAUGGUUGGGAUUUCCACCGUUGAAGCAAGUGCUACGUUGUUUUCAUCAGUUUCGUGGUAACAGAUCGAUUACUCAUGGUACGGUAGGAGAGAUGGUAAAGAAUGACUAAAGUAGAGACAUGUCGGGGUCUGUAAAGCGAGCCUGACGCAUCGCUUUGGAUCGUUUAUUGUUUUUAGCCGUGCAACUGCUGCUGCUGCUGCUGCUGCUGCUGCUGCUGCUGUUUGUAUCGGUCCUUGCUUGAGCGAUCGCGGUCGGUUUCGUCGCGACGGCGAAAACCUUGAGAGAGAGAGAGAGUGAGAAGUAGUGCGAAUUAAGAUACUGGCUGCGACGCGUAUGGCAUUCAUGGCACGCAGUGGUAGCAGUGGGUUUCAUCACGCAUGACUUGACGACGAUACGGCAAUGCGAAUUAUGCUGCGUACUGCAUGAUGAGGCCGAGUUUCCGAAAGUCCAGCACCAGGACGGAAUGUCUGGGAGCUGUCUUGGGCAGCAGAAUGUAGGAGAUGAUGUAUGGAUACAGGAUUGGGGAUUACGCCUUGUCGAUCACAAGAUAUGACAGGAUAAGAUAAUGUAAACAUUUGGUUU